Molecule: messenger RNA, 802 nt
Organism: Phanerochaete carnosa HHB-10118-sp
Lineage: Eukaryota; Fungi; Basidiomycota; Agaricomycetes; Polyporales; Phanerochaetaceae
Exons: 6
Coding region: 5-631 (208 amino acids)
Source: RefSeq, a predicted model, not a curated record
UACCAUGCGUUUCAUAGCUGUUAUCUUCCUGCUUUUAUGCGUGGUUUUUGCCAAGGAAACGGUGAACGAUGCUGCAAGGUUAGCGAGGCAACUCGUGAGCCAGUCGCCAGAUGCCAUUGGUUACAUGGCUACAACUUACCCCGAUGACCACGACACGCUGCCAGGACAGCCGUUCUCUCUCCAAGAGUACUUUGGCGAUUGUCAUACGAACGGGUCGCUGACCCUCUUGUUCAUGCCGAUAUCCCGCCACAGCCAGAACAUUCUCCAUUCGCCGACGCACGCAGCCUCAAUCUCCAUAGGGCCCGAGCACCCGGCGGCAAGCCGGGCGCGCGUCGCGCUCAUUGGCAAUGUCACCAUCUUCACAGACCUACAUUCGGCGCCCGAGCGCGAGCGGAUCGAGGCCUGCUACGUUGCGCAACAUCCGGACGCGCGGCACUGGCUGCCUGGUCCGCACGAGCCGCACAUCGCGUACUGGGCGCGCUUCGACCCGCAGAGCAUCUACUUCGUCGGGGGCUUCGGAAGCUCGCAUUUCAUAGGUUACAUUCCGCUCGAAAUGUAUCAGAGCGCUGUACUGCCGCCGGAACAAGGCGUCGCUGGUCGAAUUUUGGUCAGCCAGGCUAACAACCUGUAGUCCCAGGAUCUGGGCUGCAUUAUACUAUUUUCAAUGCUGCAAUCACGAAAUAAUGCGGCGCAGCCAUCUAUGAACAUAGGUUACCCAUAAGAAUACCGUGUCGACAGGAACAAAAAGUCCGCGGCUCCGCGAUAGUGUACACGCAUGAUGAAAUACACUUCUCUACAAUGA